ACCCUCAUGCAAUUGCAUGGAUGAUGUCCAGAUUGAAGCAAAUAGUCAAACUGCACAGCAUUUUAUGCCCUGCUGCUGGAGUUCAAAGUUGUGGAUGUUGUGCAAAUAUAGCCCAACAGUCAAACUAGCUCAGGACCACUGGCAGCUCUCAGGCAAGCUUGUAGACUUACAGACUUUCCCACAGGUUACAAAUAAGUUUUCAUGAAGGUAUAAUUUAACUCCAGGAGUUGCAUGGGGAGUGUUGGGUAUCUGUUGACAUCCUUUAUCUGCAGAGAGGAAUCCAGUGCUCCAGAAAAAGGCCAUGAGCACUUGCCCUUUUUAGUUUCCAGGAUACUGAUCUGCCUGAAUCUCCUGGUUUGCAGCACCGAACACAGCCCUGCUUUGGGGUUUCUUGAGUAGUCAAAGUGAAGCUUUGUGUUGCUUACUUACUUGCUCCUGAAAGAAGUGAGCUGGAGUGAGGAAAGACUGUCUGCAUCCAUACACAUCAAAAUCAACAGAGGUGCUUUCAUGUUUAUCUUAAACAACUCCUGUGCCCCCCAGAAAAACCCUCAGCAAAGUCAUUUGGAGAAGCCCUCUGUCAUGCUUUAGACUGUGGGAUGAAUCACUGCUUUCCAUGCCUGGCAGAAAGUGUGUUUUAGUGCAUCUCCUGGAGGAAUUCAUUCCUUGCAACCCUUACCUGAAGUCCCUCUGUGACCUGCUGCAGCCUGGCAAAUCCACCUGACAAGUGGCUAGCAUGCCAGCUCACCCUGCUUUGCUCCUCCCCAGGAGAUGCAAGGUCUAAGUGUUCACUGCUUUCACUGUGGUGCUCCUUGUACCACCAUGCUAGACUGGCUUUUUAAGUAGAAUGAAAGGUUGGUAUUCACAUGCUUCAGGCUGAGGUUUUGGAGGUAUUUGGACAGACAGAGCUUACAAGUGAGCUGUAAACUGGUUUGGGACAAUGCUAAUGCUUAACUGUACUGGAUGAUUUAGAGGCAUAUUUUGUAUGUCCCUCAAAGCACAGAUUAGCCUGGGAGCUGGUGACCCAGGUUUCAGUUAGUGACUCUCCCUUUGAUAGUGGCUUGUCUACAGUGAAAGUAAAUCUUGAAACGCUGGCAGUCAGUGAUGAAACUCUGGAGCACCCAGUCCAAACUGCAUACUGAAGUGGGACAGAUUCUUUGUGUUCUGGAGGUGGCUUUACUCGCCAUAAACCAUAAUUGGGCACUAGAGACUAGACUGGGGGAGAGAUUUGCAUGUAGCCCAAUUAAUCCCAUCUGCCUGCACCUGAGAUGGAAGAAACAAAAUUUUUCAGACUGUUCAUGUGUCCUACUCUGAAAUUUACUGCCUGUAGAUUUCAGCUCUUUUUAUGAUACUAAAAGGGGGGAGGUGACUGAAUAUUAGUGAUGCCCUAUGAGGAAUAUAUGAAUGACAGACUUGUCUGGAAGGCUCUAAAAGAGAAAAGCACUCCUUAAACAGGACUGGGCUAAUAAAAUUUGUCAAGACAUGUCAUCAACAAAACAUCAAGGAGAAGGGGAAGAAAAAUGAUGGGAACCUUGUGUAGCACCAUGUAGUCUCUUGGAGUGCAGUCACAAAAUGAAAUACAAACUCUUGUAAGAAACAACUGACAGAGCUGAGAUGGGAACAAACUAGGACAGGAAUCCCAUGAACUGGGUUGUCCAUCAUAGCCAUCUUUCUUUCUCCUCUGUGCUUUGGGCUACUUAUUCUUGCUGGAGGCUUUCUGGGUGGCUAGGAGGGGGGUGAGCAUAAAGUGGAGAAUCUUCUCUCCCUGUCCCCCAGACCUUUCCUGCUGUCAGGUUGCUUAUUGUGAAAACUAAACUGGUUUGGGUUGAAAAAUGAUCCAUUUAUUGUUUUAAAGGAUUUAUCACUUGUAAGUCAAGUUUUGGUAUGUGUUUAAGGUUAUGAACAUUGUAACUAGGUAUGAAGUUUUACUUUUUCAGGCAUAAUAUUUAUUUAAAAUUGUUUUGAGGCAUUACUGCCAGCAUUUGCUCAUGGUAAAAUAGUUGCAGAAAGAACAAUUUUUUUAAAUUUGAAAUGCUGUUCAUAUUCCCUGGGUGAAUGCGUUUCUCAUUUUGUACCUCAUUUUUGUUCUUUAUGUAUGGUUCUCCUAGCACUUGAAGCCUUGGUCAAUCCUGCUGGGUUUUAACUGAAUGCAAAAUUACCCAAAGCUCAACUUGCUUUUACAAGUAGUAUUUUGUAAUAUGUUUUAAGUUGGAUGCCCUGACUCCAGCUGCUGCAGCAGACGUUUUGUGCAGAGAUGUGCUCUUUUUUGAUGUGCAUGAAACAGUCUCAUAUUCUGAAAAAAUUACUCUGCAAAAGGCAAGUCCCUAAUACAGAGUGGUGGUAAUGACAGAAAUAUCUAUCCAGAUAAUUUAACGAUGCUUAGGGUUGUACUGCAGUUUUUGUUAAUCCAUGGGGGAAAUCACUCAUUUUAUUUUCCUUCUUCAGUGACAUAUUGAGCCCAUUUAUCAGCGUAGAGAAGGGACCUUUGGUGUCAUUUGGUCCAACCUCCUACACAAAGCAUGUUUGACUAGAUAGGUAAAUUUUAAUUUGUAUCUAAUUUGAAUUUCCUGUUUCCCAAUUUUUUGUCCAUUGCCUCUUGUCCUCUUACUCUGCACUUCUGAGAAGAGCCUGGCACCAUCAUCUCUGUACCCUCCAACUCUAACUGUAGACAGCACUAAAGUCUCCCUGGAGCCAUCUCUUCUCCAGGUUGAACAAAUCCUUAAGCUCUCAUGCAUCCUGUGCUUCAGCUCCCUAACCAUCCUUGUGACCUUUCACUGGACUUGCCCCAGUGUACCUAUGUCUUUCUAUAAUUAGGAUACCAACUGGUAUAUGGUCUUCCCAGUGGUGAGUAGAGAAGAGUAAACACUUCUCCUGACCUGCUGGUACACUCCUGUUAAUUCAGCCCAGUACACACUUGGUGGUCUUUGCCGCAAGGCACACGGCUGACUCAUGUUCAGCUAGUUGUUCAUUGCAGGUCCUUCUCUGCAGAGCUACUCCCAGUCAGUCAACCUCCAGCCUGCACUGCUGUGUGGGGUUAUUCCCUCCUGGAUGCAGGACUUUGCAUUUGCAGUGAUGAUCCUCAUGAGGUUCCUGUUGCUCCCUUUCUCCAGCUUGUCCUGGUCUCUCUAAGCAGCAGUCUGCCCUCCAGCCUCUUGACUGUCCCCCACAUAAUUUGUGAACUUGGUAUGUCUGCUCCAUUUCAGCAUAGUAUCAGUCCCUGAGGGGUACCACUGACAACCAGCGGCCAGCUGGGCUUUGUAUGGAUAACAUAGUAGUAGUCUCGCUAAUUCUCCACUCAGAUUUCUCUGGCUGCAUUCAUCCUAAGAUGCAGAGGUUGGUGGUGUUUAUUAUGUAUUAUUUUCAAGCUAUGAAAUCUGUAUUCAAUCAGAGGAACCUGGUUUUGAUAUUCUGUACACUUACACACAUCUCUGUGGAGGUGAAAAUAAGUUUUCUUCUUUCCAGUGAAGAGGAGAUCUGUGUUAACUGUUGGUUAGCCAGCCAAGAUGGGUGAAGGAAUGGGAGGGGAUGUGAUAACCUUGUCUGGAUGAGGCAGUGGCUUCUCCAAUAGAUAAGAAAACAUUCUUUAUAAAACCAAAAGAUGUGGUAGAAGUAUGUAGUCUCUAUUAACACAGUUCGUAUCCACAGAUACAUAUUUAUUGAGAUGCAAGAUGUCUGCCCUGAGGCUGACUUCUAAUAGAACUUCCCAGCAGGCCUCGUCUAACUCUGAUUACACCUGGGACUACGAGUACUAUGAGUAUGGACCAGUGUCAUUUGAAGGCCUGAAGGCUCAUAAAUAUUCCAUUGUGAUUGGAUUUUGGGUUGGUCUUGCAGUUUUUGUCAUCUUUAUGUUUUUUGUCCUGACCCUGCUGACGAAGACAGGAGCACCUCAUCAAGACAAUGCAGAGCCUUCUGAAAAAAGAUUUCGCAUGAAUAGCUUUGUGGCAGAUUUUGGAAGACCUCUGGAGUCUGAGAGGGUCUUUUCUCGUCAAAUGGCUGAAGAAUCCCAGUCACUUUUCCAUUUCUGUAUUAAUGAAGUGGAACAUAUGAACAAAGCAAAAGAGAGUCAGAAAGGUCCAGGUCUGGAGAGUAAUAUCCACUUCCAGGAGGUUCCCAGAAGCAGUGGAGUGUUUGAGGAAGACCUACAUUGUCUUCCAAAAUUUAACAUUCCUAACUUUGUGAACACUGAGCAGAACUCUUCAUUAGGUGAGGAUGAUCUCCUCAUCUCAGAGCCACCAAUCAUUUUAGAAAGCAAAUUGGUCAUGCAAUCUUCCCAUCGGAUCCUUGACUGAAAAAAUCUUUUAUGUUAAGGUAAAAGAUUGUCCAGCUUGAACCCUUUCUUGGCCUUCUGCUAUUUUGACAGAAGGUAUUUCAGAGCUGUGCUUUUUAUUGUACUAGAACUCAGUUUAGACAAGAAGUAAAACACUAAAUGCUUUAUUAUGAUGUUUUCUGUGGUCUAAACUUUUUGCCCAGCCAGCGUUAUUUUUGCUUCGUUAUUUUUUUUUGUUUCUUGUUUUGUUCUUUGAUUUUAAAGGACUGCUUAUGACCAGCUUCUGAAGGAUCCCGUAACAAUUUAUGAGGACUGUGAAGGCUGGAGCCUGGUACUGGGAAGUGUAUGAAAAUUCCUUGGCCAAGAAAAGUGUAAAUCUCAAAGUGAGACUGAAGUAAGGAAUAAACAGGCGGCCUCUGGGGAGGUUCUGUAGCUUCUGCUACUUCCAGUAACGAUGCCUGAAACUAAGCAGCACAAUAAAUAUCUGCUUGGGAUUAGCUUCAGUUUCUGAUUCCUAACUGGUUUUGGUGUAGGUUAAAGCCAAUUUACAAAGCUUCCAGAGGGAAUACCUUGCAAAUUAAAUUGUUUGGCUACAGUGUUUACAAAAUGCCAUCACCACAUGCAAAUUGGUGCCUGUACUUACAGUACUUCAGAGUGACAUUCCAACAGCUGCCCAGUGAUGAUGAGGAAUUAGUAUUCUACACACAAACACAGACCGUGAUUUGACUCUUUUUUUUUUUUUUUGUUUUAAUUGCUGAUGUGAACUUCCAGUUCAGUAAGUGUAGGAUUCAGUAGCUAAAUCACAGGAAAUAAGAAAAAAACUAUUUUUCUUUUGCCAGUGCAGGUACUACAUGCAAAUGUAACAUUAAGCUGGUGUUAUAUGUUGCUUAUAGGCUGAACCUUCCUACACUUUUUGGCUUUAUAAACAGCCCUUUCUUUAUUCCUGGGCCAUGGAAGGGCUAGCAGGCUUUGAACUGUUGAGAGCACCAGCUCCAAAUGUGAAGCUAAGCUCUGCUUGUUCCAUCUUCUUUUUGUACUCAAUUGGGAUGGUGUUGCAACCUCAGCUACUCUCCCAAUUAAAGGUUUGUCAAGGAAUUGAAUAAGUGUAGUUUCAACCUUUAUUUUUUAGAGACGGAAUAAGGUUCUGAACCUUAGAGAGUACUUAAAUUAUAUUUCAGCUUUCCUCAAAAGAUGGUAAUUAAUGACCAAACGGUUUUAGAGCAAGCACAGAAGAUACAGAGGCACCAGGUUCAAAUCUUUUGCUUGAUUUGGAGUAUGCUCUGCAGGAAAUUCUUAACUGAAAUGAAAAUAAGUGGAUGCCAGAUACUGUGCCUGUUGUUGUUUUGUUUGUUUUUUUUCCUGAAACUGACCUACUUUGUAUACAACAUGUCUGUGUUGGAGGGAAAAUGUAGUAGUGGCCUGCUGAUACAUUCUCCAGACACUUAAAUGCUGAUUAAUUAAUUCUUCCUUCACCUUACAGAUAGGAAUAAGUAGUGAAUGGGUUGAAUAUUUAAAGAAUUUAAAAAUGUGCAGGAAACAUAUUUGGUUUUUAUAUUCUGUGCCCUUGUUAUAAACCAGUUAUUGCUAAAUUUCCUGUUUUCAAAUGUAAUUCUUACACUACUUGCUGGUUGUUUAAAGUAAUGGGAUUAUAGUUAAAACAAAGCAGAGACUGUUUUAAACUAGCAGAUUUUUGUUGAAAAUAUUCCAGGAGAAGAGUGAAGUGAACCCUGUUCUAAAUGAGCACGGCUCCAUGGGCUGCAAGAUCUCCAGUAAAACAUUUCAAGUGCAGAAAAGGCCUUCUUUCACAGAAGUGCUUAACUACAAGUUUGAAGGCUGUAGCUGUGGACUGUUCUCUUCCCAAAUUAAGAAAUUUGGGAAAUCUGCCUCCGAAUGUGGCAACUACUUCCUGCUGAGGCAUUUCAAAUAACUGCUAGCUAUCUGAACUGAAGCUCAACAUUGUUCUUGCUAACAAGUUCUGGGACUUUUACUAAGCAUGGCUUUUAUAGCCUAUUUCUGAAUUAGAGAGCUGCCUUCAGUAAUGUUUGAGCCAUUCUUCUUAAUUUUUUUCUUCCUUUGCCAUGCUUCAAAACAGAAAUGCUGCUUAAAGGAGAGAAAAGUCUGCGUAGAAUCCCUCUCUUCUGCAAUCAAGAAAUGAAGGGUUUUUUAAAAGCAUUUAAAACUGUUUCCUUGAACCAUUUAGGUUGGAAAAAGAUCUUUCUGAGUCCAGCCAUUAUCUCAGCACUGCCACAACUAAACCAUGUCCCCAGGUGCCACAUCUAUGUGUCUUUUUAAAUCCUCCAGGGAUGGUGACUCCACCACUUCCCCGAGCAAGCCUGUUCCAGUGCUUGACAAGCCUUUUGGGGAAGAGAUUUCAAAAGUUUCAGAUGUUUCAAAAAAUGCAGGUCUGAUUUUAGAAAAAGAAAAUGCUGCCGUUCCCAAUAGGCUAGCCUAAGUCUGUCUUCUGCUACCUUAAACCUUUGUGGCUUUUCUUUGGGUGUAUAAGUGCUACUCUGGGGAGAAAAGGGGGAAGCAUUUUGUGUAUGGAUGCUGGUGACAAUGCCUAGAUGAAAGGUAUUUAAUAAAAUGACAAAGAGAUAAUGUCAACUUAACUAACACCACACUUGAAUUGUAUUCUAAGUGUCCUUCUGAAGCAUGUAUUAAUCCUGUAAAGCUAUUUAAGUGUUUGGUUCCUGCUUCUGUUAUUCCCCGAUGAUGGUUAUACUUUUUUCACCUUAUUUCCCCUUCUAUUUUUAAAGUCCUUCAUGCUGCUUUUUACAGAAAAAUAACCUGGCAGUCCCCACUGCAAAGCUCUCACACCACUUCAGACACACAGUGGCAGCAACACAGUCUGAUUCAGUUUUUCUUUCUGCCUCUGCAUUAGAGUCAAAGGCAAAUGCAGAAACGUUCUGCAGUCUUCAAAAGCAGUUAUUUUAAAGCUUUCUUUCCUUUCUUUUUCCUUUUUAGGAACUAACAGAGAUAUUUUGCCUCAGGGGAAAGGGCAAUAUAUAACAUGUUUAAAAAAACUCAUCGUUAUCCAGAAAACCAAUAAGUGCAUUUAUUAUGAAGUGAAUAGAAAGUGUUCUGACCAGGGUAAUCCUUCAAAAUGAAUAGUUGGAAUUUAAUGGUGUUUGAAAAUGGAAUUUUUGUGAGUUUUUGUAUUGUUUGGCCUCAAGCCUCUUCUCAAAACUCACUAUAAAUGAGUAGAUUUAACUGCAGAGAUAGACAACUCCUCUAAGAUAACUACAUGCAUAAACGUCUUGUAUUCUGUAAGAACUUAUUAGGUUAUUUAUUCCAGUUUUCAAAGGUGAAUACUUGCAAAAUGUUCUUCUAUGUAAACAAGUUUUAACUGUGUACCUUUUUUU
Molecule: messenger RNA, 7626 nt
Organism: Corapipo altera (White-ruffed manakin)
Lineage: Eukaryota; Metazoa; Chordata; Aves; Passeriformes; Pipridae
Gene: MRAP2
Product: melanocortin 2 receptor accessory protein 2
Exons: 3
Coding region: 3666-4286 (206 amino acids)
Biological process (GO): protein localization to plasma membrane; regulation of adenylate cyclase-activating G protein-coupled receptor signaling pathway
Cellular component (GO): plasma membrane; endoplasmic reticulum
Molecular function (GO): corticotropin hormone receptor binding; type 1 melanocortin receptor binding; signaling receptor regulator activity
Source: RefSeq, a predicted model, not a curated record